Messenger RNA from Melanotaenia boesemani (Boeseman's rainbowfish), 2954 nucleotides. RefSeq names its product guanine nucleotide binding protein (G protein), alpha activating activity polypeptide O, b (gene gnao1b). The coding region runs from base 389 to 1453 and encodes 354 amino acids. Lineage: Eukaryota; Metazoa; Chordata; Actinopteri; Atheriniformes; Melanotaeniidae. The transcript is spliced from 8 exons. Gene Ontology annotation, biological process: G protein-coupled dopamine receptor signaling pathway; adenylate cyclase-modulating G protein-coupled receptor signaling pathway. Gene Ontology annotation, cellular component: heterotrimeric G-protein complex. Gene Ontology annotation, molecular function: G-protein beta/gamma-subunit complex binding; mu-type opioid receptor binding; GTP binding. The record is from RefSeq and is a predicted model, not a curated record.
CCCUCCUGCCUGCUCGCCUUCGUGAAAAGAUACGAUGAAAUCGCUCGAGCUCGCCAUCGUCAUCAUCAGCGCCGCCCUGUAAAGAGAGAAAGAGAGGGAGAGGGAGAGAGAGAGACCCCCUCCCCACCUAACAACAACCCCAACCCCGCAGGCUCGAACACAACGACCCCACCCCCCAACCCCCUCUGUGAGAGGGGACGGAGCGACAGACACAGUCACGGAGAAAAGACCGUUUCGGGAUCCCGGCUCUGUUUCGCCCUCAAUCCGGGCCUAAUGCUGUAGCAGACAGCGCGGGAGGAGAGCGCGAGUGAGAGACAACGCAGUGACAGAGUCGGCGAGGGACAGGGCGGACCGGGGAGACGACGGGAUUGCUUAUUCGCCUGGAAACAUGGGAUGUACACUGAGCGCCGAGGAGCGCGCAGCUCUGGACCGGAGCAAGGCCAUCGAGAAAAACCUGAAGGAGGACGGGCUGGUCGCCGCCAAGGACGUCAAGCUGCUCCUGCUUGGCGGCGGAGAGUCCGGCAAAAGCACCAUCGUCAAACAGAUGAAGAUUAUCCAUGAAGAUGGCUUUUCUGGGGAUGAUGUGAAGCAGUAUAAGCCUGUGGUCUACAGCAACACCAUCCAGAGCUUGGCAGCCAUCCUUCGAGCCAUGGAUUCCCUGGGUAUCGAGUUUGGAGACAAGGACCGAAAAGCUGAUGCUAAGCUGGUCUGCGAUGUGGUCAGUCGUAUGGAGGACACAGAGCCGUACUCUGCCGAGCUUCUCUCUGCUAUGAAGCGUGUAUGGGCCGAUGCUGGCACUCAGGAGUGCUUUAACCGUGCUCGAGAAUACCAGCUUAAUGACUCUGCUCAAUACUACCUGGACAGUCUAGACCGGAUCGGGGCAGCAGACUACCAGCCCACAGAGCAGGAUAUCCUGAGAACCCGAGUGAAGACCACCGGCAUUGUCGAAACCCACUUCACCUUCAAAAACCUCCAUUUCAGGCUGUUUGAUGUUGGAGGUCAGAGGUCAGAGAGGAAGAAGUGGAUCCACUGCUUUGAGGAUGUGACAGCCAUCAUCUUCUGCGUUGCUCUGAGUGGAUACGACCAGGUGCUCCAUGAAGACGAAACAACUAACCGCAUGCAUGAAUCACUGAUGCUCUUUGACUCCAUCUGCAACAACAAGUUCUUCAUCGACACCUCCAUCAUCCUCUUCCUCAACAAGAAAGAUCUGUUUGCCGAGAAGAUAAAGAAGUCACCGUUGACGAUCUGUUUUCCAGAAUACACAGGUGCUAAUACUUACGAAGAUGCUACUGCAUAUAUUCAGGUUCAGUUCGAGAGUAAGAACCGAUCUCCCAACAAGGAGAUUUACUGUCACCUGACCUGUGCCACAGACACAGGAAACAUCCAGGUAGUGUUUGAUGCUGUCACUGACAUCAUUAUUGCAAACAACCUUAGAGGGUGUGGCUUAUACUAAAGCCUGGCCAGAAGCACAGAGGUUGUCGUGGAGUGUGUGAGAUGUUAAUAAUGAUAAUUUUGAUGAUACUUAAAACACAUAAAUAUGUAAUUCUACACGUCCAAAUGGACCCAAAGAGCUGCCGUCAGACACCACACUGGAUUAUUGCCAUGAUUUGUUCCCUUCCUCUUAUUUUGAUUUAAGUAUAACUCCCCAGUUUUGUCUUUUAAAAUGUGUUUUUGAGCUGAAUGUUUCAUGUUUUGUUGAUGACUGUCAACAACUGGGAAGGCCAGAAGCACCAGGGGUUUAUUCAGCUGAAGCCUUGUCCUGAAAAAGUCUGCAAAGCCAAAAAUGUGACACGGGGAGUGAGCAAGAUCACUUGUAAACACAGCACAGGCCCGUCCUUAGUGGCUAAUCUUGAGGCAUUAAAAUCCAAACUGAAUAUGGCUUCUGGUGCUCUGUUUCAAGAGCUGCUGUGUGCGUGAAGGUGAAGAUGAUGAUGAUGGUAUCAGGGAGGUGCUGUACUCGUGGCUGAGGGUCAUGGAUGGAAAGAAGGAGGCUGUUUUAAACUUUCCUUCAGACCCACACGUGACUGAGUAGCCUGCAGGUCCGUUCCACUCUGAUUUCUCUUUUUCCAUUCAAACAUAAUGAAAGAGAGGAUUCUUCUGUUCAGAGUGGUUUCACAUAGCGAUUGGUCUCCUGUAGCGUCAGGAAAAAAACCCUUUCAGCCAAUGAUAUCUUUAAAAGAGCGAAUGGAAAAAUAAAAGUCAUAUUGGUGCCAACCAUCUGAGAUUGACAGAUAGGGGAAUAGAAUCAGAUAUCAUAGCUAAUACUAUCAACUAUAUUAUUUAAGAGACAGAUUUAAGAUUUUAUUACCAUUGAAUGAUUUAUUUAUUUAAGCCUCAUGCCCUACAUGCCUCCUCUUACCUCCCAAAGUCCCGUGCCACUUAUUUAUUUCCUGUCAUGAAAAAAUGAAAAUGGGGUGCACCGAUACCUGUUCAGAAGGUGGAAAGCAGCCCUCCAAUGACAUCUUGUUCUCUGUGUGGUGCUUGACUCUUCGAUGUGAAUCUGUGUAAAAAGAGAAGACUGCACGAGGAGAACAAUAUCAUUUGAGGCAGCCUCUGUCUGGGGAGAUCUUUUUCUUUUUUUUUUUAAAUACCCUCUCCUCCCCUGAUCACCAACAGGGAACCAUAACCCCCACCAUCUGUCACGUUUCUCUUUUCAUAGAGAAAAAGUACAGCUCUCCAUUUACAACUGUGCACCCAGAAAUUUCAUCUUCCCAUCCCUAUAUUCUCUUUACCCAUCACAUAUCAGUCCUCAUAUCCUAUUUCCAUUUUCACCUUAAACGCACCGUACUGUAUAUAUAUAUAUUAUGAUUAUACCAGAUUUUUUUUUUUUACUGUGAAUGUUUUUGUGCUGCACCCCAUCCUAUUAAGUAGUUUAUUGGUUGCUCUCAUGUGGAAUGUUUGUGCUGAGCCAAUCGAAUGUUGUGUUUACAUUAAAGCCACACUUUUCCUAACUA